Messenger RNA from Miscanthus lutarioriparius, 1923 nucleotides. The record is from the annotation of a GenBank genome assembly. Lineage: Eukaryota; Viridiplantae; Streptophyta; Magnoliopsida; Poales; Poaceae.
AUGCGCUGCCCGCUCGCCUGGUCGCCUGCCAAAGCCCCCACCCCCUCGCCGGCGAUGCUGCCGCGUCGCCGUAGCAACCACCCGGGCUCCUCCUUCCCCCUCCCGUUCCUCCUCGUCUGCGGCCUGCUCCUCGCUGCGGCCGUCGCAUUCUCCCCCGCCGCGGCCGCCGAGGCCGCUGGCCGCGGCGGCGGCGGCGGCGCUGGGCACGAGGGCCGCGCGGGGAAGCCGGAGGUCGAGGCGGAGGCGGAGGCGGAGGCGAGCGGUGAUGGGGUGGCCGUGGCGGAGGCCGGCGGCGAGGUGGUGGCUCAGGGCAAUGCCACGGAGGCCAAGGAGGGCAGCCUCGCCGACAUGAUUGACCGCGCGCUGGAGAAGGAGUUCCCGGAGUCCGAGGGCGAGCAGGGCGGUGGAGAGACCGAUCCUGGUAGCUUCAACAACACGGUGGCUGAGAAGCAGGGAGUUCUUGAAACUGUGGCUAGAAGAGUAACAAAGAAGAAUGAAACCAAAGAUAACAAGUCAUUUCCUUUUAAUGAGGUUUUCUUGGAUCGAUCUGAGCAAGAGGAUGUUCCCACAUUGAUUGAUCGGAAGGAUAAUGUUUUUAUCAUAUCAAACCCGAAGUCAAAAUACCCUGUGCUGCAGCUGGACCUUAGAUUGAUAUCAGAUCUUGUAGUUGUUAUCGUGUCUGCUACAUGUGGUGGAAUCGCCUUUGCUUGCCUUGGGCAACCGGUGAUUACAGGUUAUCUACUUGCAGGAUCUAUAAUUGGGCCUGGAGGUUUUAGCUUUGUCAAUGAAAUGGUGCAAGUUGAAACGGUAGCCCAGUUUGGUGUGAUAUUUCUCCUGUUUGCAUUGGGACUUGAGUUUUCUACUGCAAAACUUCGAGUUGUUCGUGCUGUUGCUGUUCUCGGAGGAUUGCUCCAAAUUAUGCUGUUCAUGUUUCUUUGUGGUAUUUUGGCUACACUAUGUGGAGGCAAAACAAAAGAAGGUGUUUUCGUUGGUGUUCUUCUCUCCAUGUCUUCAACAGCUGUGGUUUUAAAGUUUCUGAUGGAAAGAAAUAGUAUCAAUGCUCUUCAUGGCCAAGUUACAGUCGGGACGCUUAUAUUGCAGGAUUGUGCUGUUGGCUUGCUGUUUGCACUUCUUCCAAUUUUGAGUGGUACAUCUGGCCUUCUUCACGGAGUUGCAUCAAUGACCAAGUCGCUGGUGGUAUUGAUAUCAUUCCUGACCAUUCUCUCUAUCCUCUCCCGCACCGGCGUUCCUUGGUUUCUUAAACUGAUGAUAAGUCUGUCAUCACAGACAAAUGAACUAUACCAGCUGGCAUCAGUUGCAUUCUGCUUGUUAUUUGCUUGGUGUAGUGAUAAGUUGGGCUUGAGUCUCGAGUUGGGUUCAUUUGCAGCUGGAGUAAUGAUAUCAACAACAGACCUUGCACAACAUACUCUUGAACAAAUCGAACCUAUCCGCAACUUUUUCGCUGCUCUUUUCCUUGCCAGCAUUGGGAUGCUAAUUAAUGUCCAUUUCUUGUGGAACCAUGUGGAUAUACUCCUUGCAGCGGUAAUUUUGGUGAUCACCGUAAAGACCUUUAUUGUUGCUAUUGUCGUAAAAGGAUUUGGGUAUAGCAACAAAACAUCUCUUCUUGUCGGCAUGUCUCUUGCACAAAUAGGAGAGUUUGCUUUUGUUCUCCUAAGCCGUGCUUCAAGUAUCCAUCUCAUCGAGGGCAAGCUAUACCUGCUGCUUCUUGGAACCACUGCACUUAGUUUGGUGACAACCCCUUUGCUAUUCAAAAUGAUCCCAGCAGUGGUCCACCUCGGGGUUCUUUUGAGAUGGUUUUCUGUCGAUACCAAUCAGGUGGAGUUGGGCCUGAAAAAUGAUGUCCUCCGCAUGGAUAGCGGCAAGCGCAUAAAUCUGAUAGUCCAAGGCUCACAUGACUCAUGA